CCGGAUUUCCUGUAUAUGGCAGAGCUUGAAAACAGCCAGUCCGCUUGCCCUACAAGCUCCGCGCCCCGAUCCGAGAGCGUCUCCGGUGAAGCGCGAUGCUUUGGUGACCGGAGAGCCGCCAUACUCCGGCACAGCAGCAGACACAGUAGCGCAGCUUCACGCGACCAUUCAACACAGAAAGUAACGUUAUUCUUCGCCAAACGUCAAAGUCAAUGCGGUCCUUGAUCGCAGCGCUGGAGCUCGUCCACCGGCCCCGCCGUCACCUCUCAUGCGCCGGUCAGUAACGCGCUGUCGAUCGCCAAACACAAGUGCCGGAGAUUAAACCAGCCGAAAUCCAGACUGAUAGCUCGGGCUACCCGGACAAAAAGAGGAGGACGGCAGCUCUGGUUGGAUUUAUCCCUUUCAGUCACCAUGGAGUGGUUAAUGGGGAAGGGCAAAGGGAAGCCCAAUGGAAAGAAGCUGCCCACCGAGGAGAAGAAGCAUUACCUGGACGCAGAAUACACCAAAGUGCGAGUCGUCGACUUCGAGCUCAAGGAGCUGGUGGUUUUGCCGAGAGAGAUCGACCUGAACGAGUGGCUCGCUAGCAACACCACGACGUUCUUCAAUCUCAUCAACCUGCAGUACAGCACGAUCUCUGAGUUCUGCACGGGGGACACGUGUCCGGCCAUGACCGCCUGCAGCACGACGUACUACUGGUAUGAUGAAAAAGGGAAGAAGACGAAAUGCACAGCGCCGCAGUAUGUGGAUUUCGUCAUGAGUUCAGUUCAGAAGCUGGUGACGGAUGAAGACAUCUUUCCCACCAAAUACGGUAAAGAGUUCCCCAACACCUUCGACUCGCUGGUGAAGAAAAUCUGCAGGUAUCUCUUCCACGUUCUGGCCCACAUCUACUGGUCCCACUACAAGGAGACGGUGGCCAUGGACCUGCACGGACACCUAAACACACUCUACACGCAUUUCGUGGUAUUUAUAAGGGAAUUCAAUCUGAUGGACCCCAAGGAGACGUCUAUAAUGGACGACCUGACGGAGGCCCUGUGCACGCCGCUGCCCCCUCAGCCACAGAACCACGUGACGGAGAGAUGAGUCCGGCGCCGCUCCGUCUCUGACCUGCCAAGCCGGGGUUCAGAAGGACUGCUGGGACUCGCAGACCUUCUUCACCCUCCCAGAACACUGCUCUCUUUAGGACCCAGUUCGGAGCGCUCCGCCAGGCCUCCCGCCGAAUGACCUCAGACGCGGCCGUCUAACCCUUUAACCAAGAACUGACCGUGCUGACCGUGCUUCGGUCUCCUCCCCGUUUCCGCUUUCUUUCGCGUCUUCCCUCGUCUUCGGCCCCGUUUGAGCAGCACUUUCCCCUCUCUUGGUUUGAUAAGGGUGUAGGCCUGGUCCUCGUGUACGGUAUACAGGUUUCUUUUCCAUUUUUAUAGGGUAAAAGGGGUGUGUGUGUGUGUGUGUGUGUGUGUUCAAGGCUUUUGCACUCAGGAACUGAGAGAGCUGUCAAUGCUACCUGCUCACCCACAAGCCUCUCGGUGUCACUUUACUCAUCAUAUAGCAAUCCCAUCCUCCCUCUACUUGUAUGGGACAGACUUGUGUUGCAUAUUAGCAUGUUGACCACUGUAGAGGAGAGCCGAGGUGAACGGGGCGGCCAGGACCUCGAGUGACAAAGACAUUCGCGUUUGUCUGCUGUUGAAUCCGAAACGUCUCGGCUUGUAAUCAUGUCUAGCCUCGUUCUGAAAAGACGAUUUGUGAAUGGAAAGGAAUGUACACUUAGUCUCUAUGUAUUACUGAUUGCAAAGAUUAUUAUCUUCGAGCGACUGAGAGAGCGACGGAUGCUUUAGUUCUCCCUCCAUCACUGUUCAGAGAGUUUGUGUUGCGACGAGAAGAUCGGACCUUUUCCUUUUAUUAUUUAAGUUAUUUCUUGGUUUUCUGUUUCUUUUCGUUUCGGUUUUAGUUGACGUUUUUUCAGGGCUCCUCGGUUCUGGCUUUUGUUUUAUGUAUUUUAAUAAUACUUUAAGUUAAAAGCGAUUUAAUAUUUUAAGCUCUGCAAAUUAUAACCUAAUAAAAUAUUUAAAAGUCA
Messenger RNA from Cyprinus carpio (common carp), 2071 nucleotides. Its product is annotated as MOB kinase activator 2-like. Lineage: Eukaryota; Metazoa; Chordata; Actinopteri; Cypriniformes; Cyprinidae. Gene Ontology annotation, biological process: positive regulation of protein phosphorylation; signal transduction. Gene Ontology annotation, cellular component: cytoplasm; nucleus. The record is from RefSeq and is a predicted model, not a curated record. Gene Ontology annotation, molecular function: protein kinase activator activity.